AAGCUUGCUGGCCUUUGCCUUUCAAUUAUUUGUCCGAAAAUUUUGUUACCUGCCAUUUUCUUUUUUAAAUUUCUGCUCGUAUUCGAAAGUUUGGACCCACCAUGAUUUACCUUUCCUAAUAAACUUUUUUUUUUUAAUAUUUAUAUACAAGCAAUCAAGAGCCUUUUUUCCAUGAUCCAAAGCGGAACCCAUCUUCUUGGAGAGAUCUCGAGAUCACAGGGGGGGAAUAAUUAUGGAGAGAAACAGUAGUAUAGAGAUGGAUAAAGAGAGACUGACGGCGGAGAUGGCUUUCACAGAUUCUUCAUCCGCCGUUAUCAGAAUCCGGCAACGUUUGCCGGAUUUCUUAACGUCCGUCAAGCUCAAGUACGUGAAACUAGGGUUCCAUUACUCUUGCAACCCGGCGACCAUUCUCCUGUUUGCCGUUAUCCUACCGUUAACCGGAGCGGCCCUGAUUCAGCUGACGGGUAUAGAACUCAACGCACUCUCCGACUUCUGGUCUAAUCCAGCGGUUCGGUUCGACGCAGCGACAAGGCUAACCGGUUCGGUUUUCCUCUGCUUCGUCUUGGGUCUCUACCUUGCCAAGCGACCAAGACCGGUUUACCUCGUGGACUUCGCGUGUUACAAACCGGAAGACGAACGGAAAAUGUCGGUGGAGUCGUUCUUGACCAUGACCGAGGAAAACGGAGCGUUCAACGAGGAGGCGGUUCAGUUCCAGAGGAGGAUCUCGAACCGGGCCGGUUUAGGAGACGAGACGUACCUGCCACGUGGCAUAACAUCGAGACCGCCGAAGCUGUGCAUGUCGGAGGCACGUGCCGAGGCCGAGGCCGUGAUGUUCGGAGCCCUAGAUGCCCUCUUCGACAAAACCGGAGUUAAACCGGCCGAUGUCGGGAUCUUGAUAGUGAACUGCAGCUUGUUCGUGCCGACGCCGUCCCUGUCGGCGAUGGUCGUGAACCGUUACAAGAUGAGAGAAGACAUCAAAAGCUACAAUCUUGGAGGAAUGGGAUGCUCCGCUGGACUGAUCUCCAUCGAGCUCGCCAAGAAUCUCCUCAAAGCAAACCCUAAUGCUUACGCCAUCGUUGUGAGCACAGAGAACAUCACUUUGAACUGGUACUUUGGAAACGACCGGUCAAUGCUUCUCUGCAACUGCAUUUUCAGGAUGGGUGGUGCGGCCGUACUCCUCUCCAACCUCCGAAAAGACCGGUCACGGUCCAAGUACGAACUCGUCCACCUCGUACGGACCCACAAGGGCUCCGACGACAAGAACUACAACUGCGUCUACCAGAAGGAAGACCAGAACGGAACAGUCGGAGUAUCGUUGGCUCGUGAGCUCAUGGCGGUGGCCGGAGACGCGUUGAAGACAAACAUCACAACGUUAGGGCCGCUGGUCUUGCCCUUGUCGGAACAGUUCAUGUUCUUCAUGACACUGGUGAAGAGGAAGUUCUUUAAACUGAAAGUGAAACCGUACAUUCCGGAUUUCAAGCUGGCGUUCGAGCAUUUCUGCAUACACGCAGGUGGAAGAGCAGUGCUGGACGAGGUGGAGAAGAAUCUGAACCUGAGAGAUUGGCACAUGGAGCCGUCCAGAAUGACGUUGCAUCGGUUCGGUAACACGUCAAGUAGUUCACUUUGGUACGAAUUGGCAUACACAGAGGCAAAGGGUCGGGUGGGGAAAGGAGACAGGCUUUGGCAGAUAGCCUUCGGAUCUGGUUUCAAGUGUAACAGCGCCGUUUGGAUGGCGUUACGGUCUGUGUCCGCGUCCGAGAUGGCGGGUAACCCCUGGGUCGGUUCGAUAGAUAAUUACCCGGUUAAGGUCUGACAAAGACUCGAUUAUUAUAAUAAUAGUUCGAACCGGAUGGUGUAGACCGCCAGCCCAUGAUAUUGAUUCAUUACAUACUCUAUAUAUAUAUAAUAUGUUACCAUUUCUAUAUUGUGAAAAGGAAUUAAUAUUGAAUGUUUGGCGUGUUUACGUGGGAAAAGAGUGCGGUGAGUUUGUUGGAAUUUGCUGAACUAAAGGGGGAAAUAAUCUAA
Molecule: messenger RNA, 2025 nt
Organism: Tarenaya hassleriana
Lineage: Eukaryota; Viridiplantae; Streptophyta; Magnoliopsida; Brassicales; Cleomaceae
Product: 3-ketoacyl-CoA synthase 1-like
Exons: 1
Coding region: 233-1813 (526 amino acids)
Biological process (GO): fatty acid biosynthetic process
Cellular component (GO): membrane
Molecular function (GO): acyltransferase activity, transferring groups other than amino-acyl groups
Source: RefSeq, a predicted model, not a curated record